CCGCGGCCGGAGCAUUUGAACGAUACGGAUUUUCAAUCGGACGAAUUCGAUUAUUUCCGUGCAUAACGCGUACCAGUGCACAACCGCCGAAGACCACCGACCGUUGCAGUUGUUGAGGUCGCGAGGUCCCGUUUACACCGGUUUCACGUAAUAUUCACGCCCUCCCGCCGCCCGUCAUUGCAAUAGCCACGAUUGCUUUUGCCCGCCCGUAGACGUUUCUCGUUUCCGAUCAACUAUGCGCUAUACUGUAGCAGCACGACAAUAGCAAUAACACCGCCGUAAACGUCGCCGUGUUGAAAACGCAAAAAAAACAAAAACAAAAACCCCUUCAGAGUGUCCGCGUCGUUCGCCGUACCCGCAAGCGUAUAAUAACAAUAAUAAUAUUCGGUCGCCGUUCGUUGUUUUGGAAAUCAAACAGAAAUACAAAAACAAUAUUCGUCCCGCCAUUCCGGUAAACGGUCCGCACGGUUCGUGGAAAAUGUUCAUAAACGAUUUUCAAUUCAUGGAGUCGCUGCCGUCAACGAACAACAACUUCGUACUCAAGACCGAACCGUUCGGCGGCGAAGGGCCCACCACUUACAACGGGAACGUUUGGAUCACGGGUAUAUCACGUCAUCGUAUUAUUAUUACCUAACUUAUCCAUUUAUAAUCUUACGGAAUAAUCGUGUCGUAACGAUCGAUUGUGUUAUUGCGUUGUUAAUUAUUCGAGAUUUGACAAUACCUAUAUUGUUAGGCAAGUCAAAUCAAACGUAACAUUAAUAAUAAUAAUGAUAUUAGGUACGAUAUUGUUGAGGGACAUACCGUAAUGGUACGGUUAUCAUAACGGUAGUAAUAAUAAUAACGUAACUCGUACUUAUCGUUUUUGUUUCGUUUUUUUCGGGAGGAUCGCGGCCGACCGAAUAUUAUUAUUCGCUGCGCCGCGGUAAUAAUUAUUUUUAUUAUUAUUACAAUAUUCGUCCUGUCGUCGUCGUCGUCGUCGUUUCACUCACUAUCGACGAUCCCGUUUCCUGUUUGCUCGCGCCCGUCGCCAAUAUCGCAAUAAUAAUAAUAAUAAUAAAUUGUUAUAGUACCGUACCGAUUGGCCCGGGACACGGACGUUUCAAAAACGAUACGAUAGUGUUUCACGGUGUUUCGGUCGUGUAUCACGCGUUCCGAACCCGUCGAAAUAUAUCGUUCGGAAAUGGUAGUUGACAGUAUUUGGAGGACGUAUUUUAUACGUAUAUGAUGCCCGCAUCCACAACUGUCCCGGUCAACAGCUACCGGGGUAAUGUACAGAAACAAUGAUGCUCGCGCAGUUUUACGAGUAAAACCGGCUUAGUUUUGAUUUCGGAGUAAAAGCGCUCGCGACGGAAUGUAAAAAAAGGACGGUAUUUUCGAGGGAAUGUCGUAUAGGUGUUUUUUGAAUUAUGAACUAUUCAAAAAUCAAAAAAAAAAAAAACCAACAAAAUUAAAGGUUUUUUCUAUAAUUUAUAUCGCGCUGUAAACAUAUCACGAAUAAUACAAAAAUCCCGCGACGUUCCCUCCGAAAUGUCGUUCUCUAUAAAUUUCAUGAUCGGUACUUUUACUCUAAAAUCGAAAUCAACCUAGUUUUACUUGUUCUGCGUAAACAUUGUUUUCGCGCAUGUUAUACCCGCACCCCUUGACCGCGCGCCCGAACAAAUUCGGUUUAAAAUCGACGUGAAUCGAUAAUUUCGCGGUUGUCGCGCGGCAAUGCCUAUCCGAUAUUGAUUGUGACGGGCAAAAGCCGAAAUCGGGCAAAUCUCAGAAAUGCCCGGGCAAAAUGCCAAGUGUCCACCGCGACACGUGAGCAAAACGUCAUAUUUCGGCAUUCGCCCGGACAAACCUAUGGUUGCGACCCCUGUGACGGCAAAUUUAAUUUGUUCACAAGCGGGACGGGCAUACCGUGUUAACGAUAUUACGAUACUGCGCUAUUAACGCUAUCGCAAUCAUUUACAACACACGCAGUCCGCGGUAGUAAAUAAAUUGGCCCGCGCACGGAAAAUGUCUGGUUUUUGACAUGUCAUAGUGACCGACAUAAAAUGAAUAUUCGGACAAAACCGUAGCUAUAUUUUUAUCGUACGAUUUAUUUAUUAACGAAUUUAUGAGCGUUACGGAUUCGCCCGAACGAGGUUGGCCACGGCUACAGGUUUGUCCGGGCAAAAGCCGAAGUAUGACGUUUCGCCCGAGUAUCGCGGGCACUUGCCGUUUCGCGUACUUGCCCGGGCGUAUCUGAGAUCGGUCCCGAAUUCGGCUUUUGCCCGUAACAAUAAUUGUUACGGCAGUGUGGAAACUCACGCGCUCGUAAACGUUUCCCGACCCGUUUGAAAUGUCGCGGCGGUUUAAACGCGCAGAUUAAACGCCCUUUUUCUUGAAACUUUUUUCUCAAUCUCCGUCGGCGAAACUCGAAAAAAUCUGUUAUAAACGGCGUUUCCGUUAUUAUUGUAUCCGGGGUACACGGACGCGCGCGAGUAUGUGACGGACAAAUGUUUCGAUAAUUAUUAAAUUGUUCGUCCGAAAUUGCCCGUUAAUCGGUUAUGCAUCGGUUGCGUCCCGCUUAAAAUAAACGGCGAUGUUCAAGGAAUUAUUUAAAAUAUCAUCGCGUAUCGUAAUUUUUAUUUACCGUAAAAUAAUAUGUCGACUAUUAUAUUAUUUUGAAUGUAAAAAAACCUAACGCGACUCUAAUAAUAUUAUAUGGACGCUCGGUGUUUGGCAGAAUCGUAAAGAUACAAGGAUCCGUGGUUUUCUCGGUCGGACGUUAAAAACCGAUUUUUGAAAAAAAUGAUAGUCAUGAAACAUAUUUUAUUUAUGAUUUUAACUUUUUUUUUUUUUUUUAGGUUAGCAAUAACUUCUUUUCGGUUGGAAUAGGGAACGUUUUCAUUGAAUACUUUUUUUGUUUUGUUUUGUUCGUACGUCCCUAAUAAUAUAAAUACGCAUUAUCGAUUAGCUUUUAUUGUCGUUUAUAAUCGCGAAGACGAAAUGAAAAGUGUCAUUUGUACCCCAAACUUAAAAUUCAAAUUGUUCGUUCAAUAAUGGUCACAGUCGUUUUUGCACACGCACAACGGACCGUACACGUAUUUCUCCACGAAACCGCGUCGCUUGGACCCGGAGUGUCGCUUUGAACCUUUUGCUGUGUAAAUAUUUUUUUUUUUUUGACGUUCGAUCGAUGUAAACGCACUAAAGUAAUCCGGCCUAGGCGACCGUCUAAAUUCAAUUCUCGUUCCCGGGACGGUAUUCGGAUAGCGCCUCACGGCGAGACCAAACAACAUGGUCCGCACUCAAUGUAUUCUCGGCUUUACUACUUCACUCCACUCGUGUUCUUCGUUCCUAUCCGGUAUGUACGAUAUUCAAACUGCAGCACGCAUGAGACGAAACGCGAAUGUACUGUUCUAUUAUAGUGUUCUCUGUUCUCGCCCGAGAAACCCUUUGUCUCGGUCAAAAAGUACCGACAAUAAACGGAGAACGGGACGGCGAGAAACUGUUCACAUUCGCGGUUCUCGGGUGUUCUCGGGGCUUCUGGACGUGAAUCUGGAUGCGCCAGGAGAACGGCGCGCCUAAAAAUAUAAGUGUAUACUCGUCUAAAACAAACCGCUUAGGUAUUUCCCGUCGUUGGAUAGGUAAAUAAUUAUUUUAGUUAUUGUGGUUAUCGGUACCUGCAGUAACCGCGGCGGCGCUUCGAAUUGGUUUAUCGGAUAGAAACUGUCGUUUUUCGACAAUUUUCUUCCAGGACGGGGGAAAAGAAACCGUUGGGUGUUCUCCGUUUUCCUCCAGAACGUGUUUGUUCGGACUAAAUACGUUUUCCUGCGGAUCAAUCAAAUUAAAAACAAAAAACCAAUUACGAUAUUAUAAUAAGUCACUAGUUUUAACCGACUGUCUCGAGUCGAGACUCUCGACUCGUGUAGGUAGGACGGAAAACGAAGCUUAUUAAACUUGCGACGAACGUCUUCUACCGAUUGCGAUUAAAAUCAACCGGUGAAACACAACAAUUAACUAUUACAUUCAAUAAUAGGAUGACCAGAUCAACUUAAAAAUAAAAAAACCGGGACGAAAAAUUAUUCUUUAAAAAUCUUUACUUCAAUUUAUUAUUUUUUUUUUUAUGUAUAAAAUAUAAAUACGUUAUGUCAUAUUUAAGAAAUUACAAUUUUUCAAUUAUACGUAUACAGUUUUAUUAAUUUUACUUCGAAUUUUACUUUGCUGCCAGUUUUAACAAUUCACUUUUGGUUGGAGACUAAAUUAUUAAACUCCGACCAACUUUAACAAUUUAAUACAAUAUGUUAUUCAUAUUUUGUUUACACCUUUCUGCGGACGCGCGAGUAAACAGCGUUUGCAUUGCUCGGUCACGUGACCGUGUAGAUCUAUCCUUCUUCUCUUCCGAGGGACGAGGGACGGACGGCGAGAAAUUAAAUCGUUGAGAACGGGGGGGGGGGUGGAUAAUAAAGGCGUGUUAAUGAAUGUUUAUUUUUAAAUUCGUUUCAAUUUCAGCGGUUGUAUUUACAUACAUCAAUAAAAUUGUCUGCCUACAAUUAUAUAAGUGUACGAAAAAAAAUAACGCGUUGAUCUUACAUGUUGUUAUUAUAUUUAUUUGUCGUAUAGUACAUACGAGUGUUAUAAAACAUAUAAAAAAAAAAAAACUCUGACGAGAAAUGAUUUCAGUAUAAACGAAGGGAUUUCGGAUAUUCCGCAUUAUUUCAGUUCGAACAACUUGUAUAAUAUAAAAUAUAAUAACGGCUUAAUUAUGUUAGAUCGCCAUAAUAAUGACAAUAAUAUUAUCGUAUGCGGAAUUUCCAUCGGUUCGAACGCUAUUUCGCGAAGAAAAACUUGUGAAAAUUACGUAACACUAUUAUAAUAUCGCCAUUGAUUAUAAAUACCAUUGAUUGUUCAUAUCAUUAUCCACGAACAAUACGCGGGUAAACACAAACGGUUUAAUACUACAUUUUAUUGAAAAAUCGCAAUAAUGCCAUUAUUCCGAACAGACUCGGUGGCGCCGAAGCUAUAGUAAAAAUAGUCGAGCAAACUUUCCGAAAUAGGUAACGCAAACCACCACCACUAACCUAACUGCCUAAAAAUAAAUUUCACAAACUCUUGAGGGACAAAGCGAUAUUCCUAUAUUUACAACAACCCCCUUUUUAUAUAUUUUUUUUACAAUUUAUUUAAAUAUAUAUAUAUGUUAUAAAAAAAAGCACGAACAUACAUCGCGUUUGGGCGCAGACACUGUUGUAGAUGGGAAGUUGGGAAUGUAGGAUACAGACGGGAAUUUAAUGUAUAUCUGUGAGCAACAAUAAACCAUUGAUAACGCAAUAAUUAUUCUGAGCGGAGUUCAGUUGAUAGUGUUGCUUUGUCAACAAAAUAAAUGACAUAUUAUGAUAAAAUUAUUACAUUACAAUGUGCGUUUCCAUGACAAUAAUGAUUGUCUAAAAAAGAUUAAAAUAACUUAAUAAUAAUAGAAAAUAAAUAAAAACGGUUGCCAAUGACAACCUUAUUUAUCUUUAUAUUAUUUUUCAAUCUUUUCUAACCUAAAGAACUAGGUUUUCCUGAUUAUUUCGAAUAUUAAUGAGAAUUUCAAAAACUGACUUUUCUAAAGUACCGCCCUGAGAAUAUUUUCUUUCAGAAAAGGUGCUAUACUUGAUAAUCGGAGUAAACUUUCUGGUAGAAAAAGUGUUCACAUAAAAAAAAAAAAAAUCUUUGUAAAACCAAUACAUUCUUCACUAAACUCAGAAUCUAAAAUUAAUAACGUACAUAAGUUGUGCAAUGGUAAUAAUUUAAGUUAAAAAUAAUUAAUGGUAUAAUUUCACAAUCAGUAUACAAUAAAACAGUAAAAUAUUCGAUAAAAAAACAAAUCAAAAAUAAUAAGACAAUUUAGAAUCUUAAUUUUAGAUUCGGGGCGUGGCGAGGGAUCUAUUGGUUUUACUAUGUGUAUAAUGUGUGUUUAUGUUCUUUUUCUGUCUGUAAACGACUUUCCGAAAGCAGAUCUCCCUUAGAAUAUAGCAUCUUUUCUGAAAGGAAGUACUAUCAAGUUUGUGUGUUCAAGAGGUUUCUUCUACAUAUAGUUCCUUAUAUUCUAAAAAUGUAAAAAAGGCUAACUGAAUAAUUGAUUAUUAUGUUAUGAAAAAAUAAUAUAUCAAUAAAAAGUAUAGCAUAAUAUUAUCUGUAACCAACAAGGUGGCUACUACCACCACCACCAUUACCACUGUUAUCUCCACUACUACCACCACUUAAACACGGUUACUGGUUUGCCACCAUAAAAAAAAUAUGAUGUUAUGCCCAUCGAUGCAUCGAUCUUGCACACGCCAAUUGCUGUUCUUGUCGCGUCAUUGGUCUCGAUAAUUUUUGCAAUGUACAUUAAAAUCGAACGUAAUAAUAUUAACGUUUGACUUGAUUUAGGUAUAAAAUCUAAUCAUCAUUAUUACGUAUUAUUAUUAUUAUAAGUCCAAUUACAAUGAAUAUUAUAUGAGUAGAACAAAAGAAAAAAAAACAACUAUAAUAUUAAUUAAUAUUUAAUUAAUAAUUAAAUGAUUCUAAAAAAAGGAAAACAAGUACGAAAUAUGCAUGAAGUGUACACAUAUGCAUGGAAAAACACAUUUUACUUAUGAGGUAUCUUAUACCUACACGUUGUAAAUUAUUUUUUUGUUCGAUAUUUCGAAUACCUUAUCAUGAUUUUUACGAAAACGUGGCUUGUACGCAAUUAAAAAUAUUAAAAUUCCGGAAUUUGAUGUCUAUUCUUUGACUAUUCUAGGUUUUUCUUGACUUUCCGGUUUUACUGAUAGCGAUAACCAUGAGUUUGGUUUUUCAAUUUAUUAAAAGGAUGGCAGCGUUAUCGAACAUACAAAUCCUGUGUCGAACAAUUGUUGUACACGGUUAAUCGUAAAUCAGUCUAUGGUGAAAAUUAAUUUCAAUACUUACCGUCUCAUUAAAAUAAAUUGAAAAUCGUAGUAGGCACUCUAGAUCUUUGAUACUAUUAUAUGAUCAUGUUUACAACAUUUUAUCUCCAUGGCUCCAUUUGGAUUCAACGCCAAAAUAAAACCCUCCUACCGCAAUAAAAUAGUGCAAUCAUAUUGAUAUUCAAUCCGAUUUUAAUCACUUCAAUCUGCCUUUUGAACCAACUCUUAAUUCCCGAGUUUGAGCUCAUUUGGUUCGGAAGGAGCCACCAAUAGUAUCGGAAAACGAUAAAUAUCUAUAUAAGUUUCUCACGCUAUGAUAUCCAUUAGAGAUAUCUCGAAAAGCAUAAAGUUUUUCGAAAUUUAUUUUGAGAAUUUAAGAAACGAACAGCUCUAAAAUAUUGCUGGUAGUAUUUGAAUUUUCGAUUACUGGUAUUCAGUAUUUAGUUGAUAACAAUAAUUUCGAUAACUACCGAAAAACCGGUAAUACGAUAUUUUCGGUAAUUACUGAAUUUUAUACGUAUCAAUUAUUAAAACAAAUAACAUUGGUACAUUAUAAUUUUAGUUUUUGAAGGCAUGUUGUGUUGACUGAUGUCGCUGUAAUUUUAGAUUAUUCCAAGCGAAGAGAGUUUUACCGAUGUUAUUUGUCUGUGAACAAUUUUUCUACCAGAAAUCUUGACUAAAUAAAAAAAAGUGACGAUAGAUCUAUUUUGUUAUAUUUUUUAUCCAGUUGGUAACGAAGAAAAUCGAUUUUUAUUUUUCAAACUGUUUUAUAAUAAUUGAGAAAAAUAGUAAAGUUCACAUUACCUAAUGGUUUGAUUAUUCUGUUUUUUUUUUUUUUUUGUUGUUGUUGUUUGGUCUAAAAUCAUAGUGACCAGAAAUUUUCAUAGAAUAUUUAUAUUAGCCUUUACUAAAAUUAACCGUGCAUAAAAUAUAACUUACAUAAAAUACUUUAAAAUACCGUAUCACUAUACCAAAAAUACAGUAUUACGAUAGUUACAGAAAAUACCGUUAAUACAGUAUACCGGUAGUUUCAAAUACCGAAAAUUGGAUAUCGGAAAUUUACCAAUACAGGUAAUUACCGGUAUACCGAAAUUACCGUCAGCCCUACCUUAUAUUGCACCAGUUGGCUGAAACUAAUCAAAGAUUCACAGAUGACAAAUGUUGUUUACAUGAUUUAUCUAAAAGAAAUAAUUGGUUUUUUCUUUCUGAAUAACUUUUCUAUUAGAUGCAUAGAAAAUAUUGGUGCAUUGAGAGGUAAUUUUUUUAAUUUUAUUUGUAGUUAUCUUAAUUAUUAUAAAAACUGAGAAGAAAACGUUAGAAAAUGAACAUGUUUAUACAAUAACAGUUUCUAUUAUAUUUCGAUUUGGUUUUUUUUUUUUUAUUUUAAUUUUGCCAAAAAUAAUUGUAGAGACCCAAAGCUUUUGCCCGAUAAUUAUAUUAGAACUUAAUAUAUAUAAUACAAUUUUCGAAAAUAACCGAUUCUAGGUACGGAUGUAGCCACUGUUGUAGGUGGGAAGUUGGGAAGGUAUAAGAUACAUAAAGUUAUUUUAUUUAUCUUCGUAAAAAUUUGAUGUUCAGAUGCUAUUCUUGACAUUUGGACGAAGAUUUCUUGUAGAAAAAUAUAAUCUUAACAUUUUUAAAUAAUGAAAUCGUUGUGCCAUAUUUCUCGACCUUUUUAGUUUUUCCCGAUUAUUUUGAACUCUGAAAAAUCAAAAAAUCGCCUGUCUAAUGCAUCAACUAGCUAAAAUUUCCUUUCAGAAAAAGCGUUAUACUUGAUAAUCGGAACAAGAUUUCUGGUAGAAAAGUUGCUCACAGUCACAUAAAGAAAAAAAAUAAUAAUAAUGAAAAAAUUAAAAACAUCAUAGUAAAACCAAUCUAAAAUAUUAAGGCAUUUUGUUUAGCUAUUUAUACAGCUAUUUGAAAUUUUCGAGGGUUUUUUUUUUAUACGGAUUUUGGUCCAGUAAAAAAAAGCUUGCAAACUCGAUACAGGGUUUAUCAUAAUUUAUGCUUGGUAGUAAAAAAUAAGUCGAUCGUAAUGUAGUAAUUUUAGUAAUUUUCACCAACGCUUUAAGUUCAAAUGAUAAAAUUCGUCGAAAAAAUCCCAAAAAUGUUAUUAAUUGUGUAUUAACAAAUUGGUAUGAUUUUUAAUUUUAAUCAUCGAAAAAUGUUUAACCGAACUUCGCUCAGAAUUUUGUUUAGUUUGUGAUGAUUUAUCGUUUCGUACAGUAUGUAUACACACAUUCUCUUCACAUCUUAUCAUUUUUUUUUUUUUUAAUCAAGUACUCUGUAAUAUUAUAAUGUACCUGCAUUUGAAAUAUAAUAUGUUUUAAGAAAAUCAAGCAAUUUAAUAUAUUUGAAAUGGUUUAACACACAAUAUGAUAUAAUUUUAGGUAAUUAGAUUGCACACCAAACUGUUAAAAAUGUAACAAUAAAUAACAACCGAUUCAUCUGUGUAGAUACGAUUUUGAUAAUCUAUGAUCUUUCUUUAAAUGACCUAUUAAAUGUUUAAAAAAAAAAAAAAAUCCCAUAAGAAACCAGAAUAUAGCUGUGUUAAUUAACACGCGUCUGAUAUAAUUUAUUACGAUUCUCUACAGGUUAGAUACACUUAACAAUAUUAAUAUAUAAUUUUAAAAGUCUAUACACAAGUAUAUUAUAUACUUGUGUAUAUUCGUAUUAUAUCACCGACAGUAAAAUACUAAUAAUAAAUAAAUGAUACGGUGAUAAAGCGAUAGAUAUGAUAAUAUAUCUAUUAUAUUAUACAUAAAAUACAUUUUUUUUUUUUUAGUUAUGUGAAUAAUAUAUAGGUAUUAUGAUUUAUUAAAUAAUAUACCUAAUACAAUAUUACAAAAUACUGAUUUCUAUAACUUAUAUUUUCCGUAAUGUAUAAUUAUGAUUUAAAUAAAUAAUAUGUUACUUCAGUGUUAAUGGUGUUGGUCGUAUAAUAUUCGGAUUUUUUUAAACAUUUGAAUAGCCGGAAUCUCCAAUCCGAAAUAUUGAAAUGAUGAAAUCCGAAUGAGCAUCCAAGUAUUCGGAUGACAUUCAAAUUUCUAUACUCUCGAGUUUUCUAAAUAUUUAUUUUCGUCGUGAUCCGUGAGAUAAAUUUCAUGAGACUGGAUCUCAACUAUACAAUAUAUAUUUUAUUUGUUCGUAGCGUGAUUUUUGUGGGUUCAAUAAUCUUUUUGAUUUGUGCGUAACCAUUAUGACUAAAAUUGUAUUUUGCGUGUGAUAAUAAUACACAAUAUAUAGGUAAAUUUUUAUUAAAGAGUAAUCAGUGAUGUUAUCACAUACACGCCGGAUACUCUCGAAUAGUUUUUCAAAAAAAAAAAAAAAAAUGCCUCAAGAAUACCACUUAUACCAAUAAAACCGUAUUAUUCAUACAUAUUGUAAUUUGUUUUAAUUGAACAAUUUUCCAUGCGACCCUUGCACUGGGACUCACAACUUGACGACUUGGGACUUUACUUGAUUUAUUAGUGUAAUUACAGUGGCUAAGCGAGUGGGGGUGAAGGAGGACGGAGUCCCCUUUUUAGUUAAGACAAAAUGAUAAGCCCCCUGUAGUUUAUAUCGUUGAAGUCUGGGGGACGCUUUAGUUACCUACCUAUUGUUAUUGUUACAUUUUCAAUGCAAUUUUUAAAAUACGAAUUAGUUUUAUUAAAAAAUAAUUUGUUUAUAUCUUUUAAAUUAUAUAUAAUGGGACACUGUUUUAAUUUAUUUUUACUGAGCAGACAUAUCCGUGAUAUAAUAUUUGCGGGUAAGGGUGCAGUUUAUUUUUAAACCUUCGUAAUAUAAUAUUUUUAUGAGAAAAUACGUGAGUGAGAAAAAAACAUUUUAGAAGUUAUGUCUCCAUGAUGAGUUUCCUGAAAGUUUGGUUAGAUUUAAUUAAUUCUCCGGAACGACCCUCAAUUUUUGGUAGACAUAAGGGAUAUUUCUCUUCGAAGUUUUUUUAAUUUUAACUACAGUGUAAUAAAUGCGUGGUUUUAAUAAAAUUAUAAUAUUAUUAUUAUUAUUCUACGGUUAAUAAAUAUUAUAGAACAUUAUAGGACGACGUACGUGUUUACGUAUUAUAUUUACUGCGCUUAUUUUUAUUUGUUUACUGCAUUAUUAUUGCAGUAAUAAACCAAUAAAAAUGCACAUAUUAUACGGUAUUAUUUUUGUUAUGAUAUUAUAUAUUUACUAAAAUAUAAAAUCACGGUGAAAUAAAAAAAAAAACCGUAAACGCAAUUGAUUCGACUCGUGUAAAUAAACUUAAGACUAUUAUUUGUUCAUAAAUACAAAACGGCUGUAAAGACAUAUUCUUUCUUUGUCAUUUAAAAUGCGUUUACUGUAUGUUUCUUUUUCAGUGGUUUAUUGUAAUUCGUUAUCUUUGGCCAUUGUUUGUUUAACUAUUUCCUCCCUUGAUUAAUACAAACGUCUGACGUUUGCAAUUUUACCGCACAUCUUAAAUCGGUUGGUAAUUUGUAUAUAUUUUAUCUACAAACACAUAGUAUAUGCAAACGAAUACAAAUGAGUACAGUUUGUAGUUUUGUUUCUUUACAUAAAUAAUUCAUGUUCGGAUAAUAUUAUUUUAUAACGGGAUAUACAGGCUGAUAUACAUUGCGAAAAUCCGAAAAAUAUUAACAAUUUUCGUAAAUUCAAGAAACAAGCACCUUUAAGGUUUAAAUUUAAACUAUUUACUGUGGAUUUCAAAUAAAAUUAAUGGUAGUUUAACAUUUUAGAGUUGCUUGUUUCUUAAAUUUAAAAAAAAAUUGAAAAAAUUCAACGCUUUCCGAGAUAUCACGAUGAAUAUAAUGACCUCUCGGUAUACCCUGUAUAAUAUUAUAAGCGAAUAUAUUAUGUAAAAUAAAAAGCAAGCCUUUCCGUUUCGAAUAAAAGCCUAUUUUUUUCCUUAUAUUCAACUAUAACUUUUUUCUCAUACCAAGAUCGUACCACCGAACACGCUUCCGAUUUUCUUCUUAACUCGCAAUAAAUAAUAUUAUACUAUUUAUUACAGUUCCUCUAAAAUAGUUUUAAAAUAAAUUAUAUGGCGUACCGAAAGUUUCGAAUGCCAUUUUUUUUACUUUGUACAACUCUAGGCGAUUUAUGGACGUCCCGAUUUACUGCUAUUAUUGAUUUUUAACAUCAACGUAUAUUGCAAACAAAGAGUCUCGAGAUUAGGUAUUGGGCAAUAUGCACAUAAUUGGUGUGAUAACUCUCACAUCAAUUAUGUUAUAAACCUCAUAAUCCAACCAACCACCUGCUAAUAUUAUGACAACAACUCUGCCGUCAAUAUCUGCAUACACGUGUGGAUAUAAUUAGGGGCGGGCCAAUACAUAAACUGAUACUCGAUAUUUUUGAUUUAAAAUAUCGGGCAUCAAAUUAUCUGUGGUGUAUUUAGGAUUUUGCUAAGGAAGGCGAUAUCGAAUUUGGAAAUUGUGUCAUUCUAUACAAGGGCUAAAAAAAUACAUUUAUAUAUAUAUAUAUAUAUAUAUUUAAUUUUUAUACUUUUAUAAGUAUAAUUUAUUAUUCAAUCUGCUAUAAGACUAUCCUUUAAAUCAAAUUCGUACUAUUCGACUAUUCGUAAUUAUUAUGAAUGGUAUAUUAAUUAUUGGUACGUUUCUAAUACAACUAUCUCAUCAAAUCUCGUUCAUAUUGGUUCGAAUAGGUUGUUUCGUUUCAAACAAAAAUACGUGUGCGUUCGGAUUUCGUUGAUAUAUUAUUUAUUUAUUUAUUUAUAAUAAACGGGUAAUGACCCUUUUGAAUUCGCAAUAUCAGGUUUACAUUUUUAAGCAUUUUACAGUAACAAUAAGAGCUAAAAUUAAAACAAAAAUAAUGAAAAUACGGAUACAUAAUAAUAAUAAUGGUAAAUGGUUAAUUAAUUUACAAUAAGUUUUAGGCUAAAUAUACAUUUCUCUUAAAAACAAUACGUGGCAUAAAGAAAAAAUCCACAUGAUCAGUAAUAAAAUUUGCUAUUUUUAAUGCUCUAGGUAAGAAAAAAAUGGAGCUAUAAUUAUUUUUAUAAAACGGUACAUGAAAUAAAUUUGGAUUUUUUAAACAGUGAUUUGUUAUAUGAAACUUAAUCAUAGAAAGCAGAUCUAGGGAAAAAAAUGUGACCAUUCAAUAUAUCAUAAAUGAACAUGAUAUCUGUAACUUCUCUUCUUACCUCAUUGUCUACUUCUCACCUUCUUACCUUUCUUAUAUCUGUAGCUUGUUGCAAAAAGGGCCAAUGCUACUUAUUAUGAUGGUUGGGAAAUGAGUUUUGAAAUUGUUUUAAUCUCCUGUAAGACUCUGUGACUUAUAUUAAAUGUAAAUGUUUGUAUAAUUUUCGAUUUUUACAAAAGCUUAAAAAAAAUAAAAAUUUGUUCACUUUUUCUUUAUUUAGCUUAUUAAAAAGAAAAAAAAAUGAUAUUUGCCCUUCUUGCACCCACCAAGCCACAGACAUAUGUUUUGACUGUAAUGUAGGUACCAACACAUCAGUGGCGUGAAAUGAGCCACGGGCCCAUAACAUUUAGGGGCCCGAAAUCAGGGCCCAAAGCAUUAUUAGACGAGUGAAGGCCUUUUUCGAAUAACCCUUUUUUUUUUCUUAUCGGUCUUUCUACAAUAUUUUACCACGGGCGUUAGAAGUUCUAUAGUUACGCCACUGCGAACGCUUUGUUAGUUUUUCCAAUAAGAAAAUAAAGAAAUUUCAAUGUUUAGAAAAUUAAUAAUAAUAGUAAAAAAAUGUCAGACGGUAAAAAACAACCGCCGAUGGGUACCAUAUUGUUAUACCGUUUCCUCCCCGAUCGCUUCUCUCGAAUACGCCGCCGUUGAGCGUCCGUCGGUAAAAAGCGGUAUUGGUCCAGGUGUAGAUAUUAAGAUAUAUUAUAAUGCAUCGGUUACGUGUAAAUUUCGCGGUGACUGUAACUCGGAAACUGAUUUACAGCAGAAUCGGAUCUCAACGCCAUGCCGGUGCACCGGGAACCGUCGUCCUACUUGCAGAACAUCGACACGCCGACGGUACACUCGCCGCCCAUGACCGGACAGAAUCAGGCGUGUUCGAUUUGUGGCGACCGGGCCACCGGGAAACACUACGGGGCGGCCUCGUGCGACGGAUGCAAAGGAUUUUUCCGGAGGUCCGUCCGGAAGAGCCACUUCUAUUCGUGCAGGUGAGCCGUUAUUGCAGUUGACUUUUUCAUUUUUCGAGCGGACGGCCGUAUUUCCCAUCCGCGGCCCCCGUGUUCCUUUCGCCGGGCAUUAAUUCCAUUACCUAUGUACCUAUAUAUAUUAUGUGUCUGAAGGGUUAUUCUCUUUUUCUCGUUUCAACAGGUUUUCCAGGAAUUGCAUCGUGAACAAAGACAAACGGAAUCAAUGUCGAUACUGCCGUUUAAGAAAAUGUUUUAAAGCUGGUAUGCGAAAAGAAGGUAAGUGAAGCAAACCCCCCCCCCCCAUACCUCCUUCGUCGUACGAUUAAACGAAAUAUUUCAAUAGCGUUGUAGAGCCGUGAAUUGAAUGCACUCAAAAACUGUAUAAAAAAUGAUAUCAAAUUCUGCUCCUCCUACCGAAAAAACAAGCCGCAAAAUUUCCUGACCAAUCUUCUAACACCACCCUCCGAAAUAAACAUCAUUGUAAAACCAAUAAUAUACAUUCCUUUCGCUCCGCUCAGAAUCUAAACAAUUUAAUCAGUUAAAAAUGGCCAUUUUACUCCCUUUAACUUUGCGAAUAACUUUGUUACAGCCGUGCAAAACGAAAGAGACCGCAUCAACUGCAGGCGACCCAGUUACGAGGAACAACCGUGCGCCAACGGUCUGUCUGUCACGUCACUCUUGAACGCCGAAAUCCUGUCCCGUAAUGAGUCUGAUGUAAGUAGUAGUAUACCUAUUCUAGACUCAUAGGCGCAACUAGGGGGUGCUAGAGGGUAUUUAGUACUCCCAAGUUUAAAAUUAGCACCCCAAAAAAACUCAAUCGGGUUUUUUAUAGUAAUGACUAAAUAUUUUAUCCAUGAAUUUCAUAAUUAAUGAGCAGAAAAAAAUAUUUAUAGGUUUCCUACAAUUGUAAGUGAUAGGUGUAGUUAACUAUUUUUAGAGUCAUGUAAAGGAGAUUGUGGGGGCCACCAGAGUUGGUGGUCUAGUUGCGCCAAUGAAUUUCUAAUUACGAUUCUUUUUAACGUUUAUUUUUAUUAUUUUUGUUUUUCAUUAAUAUAAUAUAUUAAUAAUGUACAGACGGCCGAAGACACAAACCUGGCGAACAAGCACGUGGCGAAUAUUGGCGACGUGUGUGAAUCCAUGAAAACCCAAUUGCUCUUUCUGGUAGACUGGGCCAAACGCAUACCAGCAUUUACAGAACUCCAGUUGAACGAUCAGGUAAAUACUGCAGUGGGACGCAAUCAGGAUUUUUUGAAGGGGACCCGUAUCACGUCUUUACGUAUUUUAAAAAUCACGUUUUAAUAAAUUUAUAUCACUCAAACGGGGAUGGUGGAAGGGGGGGAGUGUCCAGACACCCAAAACACCACACCCCCCUGGUUACUUCAUUGCCACCCAAUAUUAAUUAUUUUUUCGAGUCGAGAAGUUGGGGUAUUUUAUAGGUUCAGCGUGGUGCAAGACAAUACAGAAAUUUCAGUGAACUGUGGAGUUUGUUACUAAAAGAAUUAUAUUAAGUGUGGUAGGAUGAAAUCACAUGGUUUUCAUGUGCCGAUAAAAAGUAUAAAAGGAAUAUUCUAUGAGUACAGUGAUGGUUUCAUGGCGUGUAUAGGUUUGAGUGAAAAAGAUAAAAUUAAAAUAAAAGUUAAAGAAAUUAAAAUGUCAAGGUGGAUGUAUAACAUAACCAGAACGGAUUAGAUUUGAAAUAAAUAUAAGAGAUAAUGUAUGUUGGUAAGUAGCCUAAGAAUAUUGCUAUAGCAGGAAAAACGAGAAAUAAUAUAAUUAAAUGAUAUAGGGCGAGAUAGAUAAAUAAGAAAGUUGGGUAUAGAUGACUAGGAUAUGGUAGACCAAAAGUUUGACCAAAAAUUAUUAGUAAUGCGAAAUGGCAAAAACAAAAAAUAUUAAUUUUUUUUGUAUUUUCACUAGGUAUCAUUAUUACGUGCUCAUGCUGGUGAGCAUUUGCUCUUGGGUCUGGCUAAGAGGUCGUUAAUGCUCAAAGAUGUGUUGCUGUUGGGAAACAAUCGCGUUAUAACUCGUCAUGUACCUGGUAAGUGAACCAAAUGUAACCAUGAUACUCAAAGAAUGAUGAAUUUAAUAUUAUUUGCAAUAAAUAUUAGUUUUCUGUGAUACCCAGUACUUAUCAAUUAAAUAGAACUAAAAAAAAUUGUGCCGUAAUUAUAUAAUAUAAUACAAAACAUAUAUAAUAUAUAAUAUUAAGUCAAAUAAAUACUUUGAAAUUGUAUAACAUUAAUACUUAUUGUUGAAUACUAUUUAGAAUAGACAUAAUUAUUUGAUACAAUUCAAAUAUUUGCAAUUUGAAUAUAUUUAUUAUUGAGUCCGAGUUAUUUAUGAGAGUUCUAACUCUUCUAUUUCCUAACAAUAUUUGUUUAAUAAUAUUGAGUCUGAUUGUGUAUUUAAUUCAAUAAUAAUAAGUUGAUUAAAAUUAUAUUAUUUAUAAUUCUAACAGAUACAUAAUAGCAGGCUAUUUGCAAUAGAAAUUACUAUCUCUGAAUCUAUAUCUAUCUAAUAUAUUUACUUAUGACUUAAAUUAAUAUUAUGGUACUUAUAGGCUUUAAGCAUACCUAUUAAGCGCGUUGUAUUUGAAACACUAUUUUGGAGAAGGCAUUCUAUUUUCUUGAUAUUUUACUUUGAGAAUAUUUUAUUGCAGGUCUAUAAUUUUCAUAAAUUCGUAACUUUUCACAAAACGAUGUGGAUGUACUUAGUAGGUACUUAUCAUCAACUGAAUAUAACUGUUAUUGGAUUUUAAAAAAUAUUGAUAUUUCUUCACUUUUUUGAUAAUAAUAAAUAUAAAGGAAAUCGUAUUAUUCGUAAUCUAUUUUAUAUUUUACCCUUUUACGUUUAGACAACGGAAUCCCAUCAGACUUGGACAUAAGCAGAGUAGGCUCACGUGUCUUGGACGAGCUUAUCAAACCACUGAAUGAUGUUCAGAUCGACGACACCGAAUUUGCUUGCCUUAAGGCCAUUGUCUUCUUCGAUCCAAGUAAAAACAAAACAAAACAAAAAUCAUACUUUUACUAUUGCCAUGUUAACGGUUCAUUAAAUUUGUUUGCAGACGCCAAAGGCCUGAAUGAAUCGGACCGCAUACGGCGAAUGCGCAAGCAAAUCCAUAGAAACCUCGAAGACUACAUCAGUGACCGUCAAUACGAAACGUGUGGUCGGUUUGCUGAGCUACUGCUUACCCUUCCAGCGCUCCAAUCCAUCACGUGGCAAAUGAUAGAACAAAUACAAUUUGCAAAGCUGUUUGGAAUGGCGCAUAUUGAACCUUUGUUACAGGAGAUGUUACUUGGAGGUAUACAAAAUAUUUUAUAAUAUUAUAUAUUAAUUGUCUUAUUUUAUUAUUAUAGUUGAGUUUCUUCUUUUAUUCUCGUUCUCCAUAUCUCCUUAAUCUGUUGUCAUUUCUUCAUCAACUUCACAUGUUUCUACUAUAGCCACAUUGUUCCCAGAGCUACCACUUUGCUACCCAUUGAAAUACUCCUUCUCUUUCAACAUUUCCAAACCAUCUAAAUUUAUUCUCUCAUUGCUUCUAUAUAAUUUUUUACUCCUCAUAUUUAUUCAUAACAAUCCAAUCUGGUUAUACUACACAUCCUCCAAUUAACUUUCUCAUUAUUUUCUAUAGGAGCUUCAAUUGAUGCUGAUGCGAACACCCAUCAAGAUGUCAAAAACAUUAAUGUCAUCAAUGUACCAUAACUUACGCAUUUAUUAUAUAAUUCAUCAGCUAUUUGCAAUGGGCCGUUUUUAAAAUAUAGACUUCAAAAAAUAUAUUUAUUUAUAGGUACAAUUAUACAAAGGUCAAUACAAUAUACACUUUGAUCUUGAUAUCUAACUAUUAAUUAUAGUUUUCAUAUUACCCCAAUUAUUAUUCCAAAGCUAUAUAUUAUUUUACUUAAUGUUGCGAUAUAUUAAAUUGUUUAACUUUUAGAUAAUGUUCUAUUCUUCUUUUUUUUUUUUAAGUUUAUGAUGUAUAUAAAUAAAAACUUAUAAUUAUAUAUAGAACUAUUUUUUUUAUUGUUUUAUUUAAAUUUUAAGUAUUAUUGUAAAUUGUGUGUAAUGUAAGCUCCCCACUUUUAAAUUGAUUAUUACAAUCAUCAGAUUAGGAUCUCUUCUAUCAAACUUUACGGGGAAAAAAAAUAAAACUAAUAUGGUAACCUUGAUUAAAUAUUCAUAUUAUACCUUUUAAUGAUAAGUGUUGACUUAAAAUAAAAUAAUACGUUUAUGUUUUUACUAAUAAUUUUACCUUUUUAAAAUUAUGUUGAUUUUAUUGCAUUUAACUCUAUAACGGUGCUGUAGACAAUAAGUAAAUUAAUGCCAUAUUACAAUAAUUAUAACUAGUAUUUCGUACGUUUAAACUGUAUAAUAUUUUCAUCAAUCAUUUCUAUCAUAGAAUUAACAAUUUUAAAAUAUUUGUAUUAAAAAUAAUUAUUAAAUUGUAAUUUAUAUUUUGAUUUGAAAAAAAAAUAAUGAUUAGUUAUAUAUAUUAGUUACAUAUUAGUUAUAUGUAUUUUAUGUAUAUAUAUAUAUAUAUUUUGUAAUGGUUUUAUGUAAAAAAUGAUAGGUAUGCAUGAUUGUAAUUUUUUAAGGAAAUUAUUUGUAAGCUAUAUAUAUAACAUAUUUAUGUAUAUAAUUAUUAUUAUCUUAUUUGAAAUUGUAUUGUUAUUAACAUUACUCCAAUUGUAUAAUUUCUUUUUCUAGUGAAG
Cinara cedri is the source of this 18678-nucleotide messenger RNA. Lineage: Eukaryota; Metazoa; Arthropoda; Insecta; Hemiptera; Aphididae. The record is from the annotation of a GenBank genome assembly.